This is a messenger RNA of Hansenula anomala, 654 nucleotides long. RefSeq names its product YbhB/YbcL family Raf kinase inhibitor-like protein. Gene Ontology annotation, molecular function: phospholipid binding; peptidase inhibitor activity. NCBI's taxonomy places the organism in Eukaryota, Fungi, Ascomycota, Saccharomycetes, Phaffomycetales, Wickerhamomycetaceae. The record is from RefSeq and is a predicted model, not a curated record. The transcript has a single exon. Bases 1 to 654 code for a protein of 217 amino acids. Gene Ontology annotation, biological process: regulation of Ras protein signal transduction; regulation of proteolysis.
AUGUCAUUAUUAACAAUCACUUCAUCCAUAAUUGAUGGAUUAAAGAAAAACGAAGUCAUUCCUGACGUGAUUAAUGAUUCAUUCCAACCAAAAGGUUUAUUAACCAUUUCAUAUGGAGGUUCAAAUGAAGUCGCCAUGGGUAAUACUUUAAAAGUUGAUGAAACUCAAACCAAACCAAAAUUUCAAUUCACUUUCAACUCACCUUCAUCAUCAGAUACUUCAGCUAAAAUCCAAGAUCAAAUUAAAGAUACUGAUUUAUUUACAUUAGUAUUGACAGAUCCUGAUGCCCCAUCAAGAACUGAUAAAAAAUGGUCAGAAUAUGCACAUUUCAUUACAACAAAUAUCUUGUUGAAAAAUCAAUCAAAUUCUUCAGCAGAUUCUGAUUUUUUCUCUACUGAAUUGAAUUUGGAUCAACAAGGUGAUGAAAUUUUAUCGUAUGUUGGACCUGGACCUCCAGAAGGAACUGGUAAACAUCGUUAUGUGUUUUUGUUGUAUAAACAACCUCAGGGGAAAACUGAUUUGAAACCUCCAACUGAUCGUCCAAAUUGGGGGUUGGGCAAACCUGCAGUUGGUGUUGAUGAAUGGGCUAGUGAAAAUGGAUUGGAGUUGUUUGCUGUUAAUUUUUUCUAUGCUGAGAAUAAGGCAAAGAAAUAG